Molecule: messenger RNA, 363 nt
Organism: Parnassius mnemosyne (clouded apollo)
Lineage: Eukaryota; Metazoa; Arthropoda; Insecta; Lepidoptera; Papilionidae
Source: the annotation of a GenBank genome assembly
CUGAACGUUCCCGGAGGUAACACUAAUGUUCAGUCUACUCCUAUGAAGUCUACAGAUGCAGAGGACGGCAUCGGGGCCCGGCAGCGUCGCGCGACUCGCACCAUAGUGAUGCUCAUGUCCCUUUUCCUGCUUUGCUGGACUCCGUUCUUUGUCAUGUUGCCCGUUGAUUCUCUGUGCGAGUGCGUGUGGGAUUCGACGUGGCAAUGGUGCACUUGGUUGGGCUACACGAACUCUGCUCUCAAUCCCAUGGUGUACGCGGCCGCAUCGCCCAGUGUGCGCCAGGCGUUGCGAGCCUCUCUCGCUACCACCAGCUCUGCGCUAAAUACUGACAUACCAAUGACGCCUUGUGUGCGGAGGGCCUAA